This is a messenger RNA of Penicillium canescens, 1710 nucleotides long. RefSeq names its product putative amidase. The transcript is spliced from 3 exons. The record is from RefSeq and is a predicted model, not a curated record. The coding region runs from base 1 to 1710 and encodes 569 amino acids. NCBI's taxonomy places the organism in Eukaryota, Fungi, Ascomycota, Eurotiomycetes, Eurotiales, Aspergillaceae.
AUGGUACCUUUUCUCCAGACUCUGGUGAGCGGCCUCGCCUUGGCAGGCUCUGUCAUUGCUGUUCCUCAAAAGCAGCAUGAGGAGACAGAUACCUUGGUCGCGUCUCAGAUUCUGACCAACCCCUAUACCUAUGACUUCCCUCGUCUGGGUGCCCCUGGGGCCAAGCUCUUCGCUAUGCGCCGUUGCCACGGCUUCAAGCUGGAGGAGGCUACGGUGGAUGAGAUCCAGGAGCGUCUGACGAAUGGUACUUUCACCAGCGUUGAGCUGUUGGCUUGCUACCUGGAUCGUAUUCACCAGACGCAGCCUUAUUUGAAUGCUAUCCUGCAAUUGAACCCGGAUGCUUUCUCCAUUGCCCAGAAGCUCGAUGCCGAGCGUGCUACGGGCAAGGUUCGUGGUCCUCUCCACGGUAUCCCCUUCAUUGUCAAGGACAACAUUGCCAGUAAGGACCGCAUGGAGACCACUGCUGGUAGCUGGGCUCUGCUCGGCAGCGUUGUUCCCCGUGACUCUUACGUCGUCAACGGCCUCCGCAAGGCCGGUGCUUUGCUUCUUGGAAAGGGUGCUCUAAGCGAGUGGGCUGAUAUGCGCUCGAACAACUAUUCCGAGGGCUUCAGUGCCCGCGGUGGUCAGUGCCGUAGUGCCUACAACUUCACCGUCAACCCAGGUGGUAGCAGCACUGGCCCCGGUGUUGCUGUCGGAGCCAACCUGGUUCCCAUCGCCCUUGGAACCGAGACUGAUGGCAGUGUCAUCAACCCCGCUCAGAGAAACGCCAUCGUUGGCAUCAAGCCCACUGUUGGUCUGACCUCUCGCGCCGGUGUCAUCCCGGAGUCUCUGCACCAGGACACCGUGGGUACCUUUGGUAAGACUGUCCGUGAUGCCGUCUACGCCCUCGAUGCCAUCUACGGUAUUGACACUCGUGACAACUACACUCUCGCCCAGAAGGGUCUGACCCCCAAGGGCGGCUACACCCAGUUCCUGAGCAAGAAGGAUGCCCUCAAGGGCGCUGUCUUUGGUAUCCCUUGGGAGUCAUUCUGGGCUCUCGGCGACGCUGACCAGAUCUCCCAGCUCCUCGAGCUGGUCGAACUGAUCAAGUCCGCCGGCGCGACCGUCAUCAACGGCACCGAGCUGCCUCACUACAAGCAGAUUGUUUCGCCUGACGGCUGGAACUGGGACUACGGUUCCACCCGUGGCUUCGCCAACGAGUCCGAGUACUCUUACAUCAAGGUCGACUUCUACAACAACCUGCGCGACUACCUCUCCGAGGUCAACAACACCAACGUCCGCACCGUCGAGGACCUGGUCCAGUACAACAUCGACAACUACGGCUCGGAGGGUGGUCUCCCGGCAUCCAUCCAGCCUUCGGCUCCGGCUCUGGAGUUCUGCCAGCGCACCACCCGCGAGGAGGGUAUCGACGCUGCCCUGAAGCACGGCAACCGUACUCUGGACGGUCUUCUGGUUCCCCCUGAUGUCGCUCAGAGUAUCCAGAUCGCCGCCCAGGCCGGUUACCCCGUUAUCACCGUGCCGGCCGGCACCAGCGAUGUCUCCGGUAUGCCGUACGGCCUUGCCAUUAUGAACACUGCUUUCUCCGAGUCGAUUUUGAUUAAGUACGCCAGUGCUAUCGAGGAUUUGCAGAAGUCUUCUGGCACUAAGUGGCAACGCUCUCUGCCGGAAUGGCGCGGAUACCUCCAGCGCAACUUGCCUGUCAUCAUGUAA